GCAAUUUCAGAAAGAGCUUUACCUUAUAUACUAGCGUUAACUAAUAGCAAAGUAGUUAGCAAGAUAAAUAAUUUAGGUAGAAACUACCAUAAAUUAAAAACAUGCAGUUAUGUCAAUAAUUUAGAUGGAAAGUAAACAACAUUAAUUAUAAUGAAGCAUGCAAUAUCAAUAACAAUAAAAAAAACAAAGUGAAUGACCUGGCAAUAUACCCAACUCCUAGUAGCUGGAAUGUACGGUCUACAAUUGUGUGAUCAAUUAUGUGAUUCAGGUCACUCUACAGAAAUCUACAAGUUGAAUAAUGCAAACAAAUAUACUACAUAUCCUCAUUGUCCCUGAAGGAACCUUUGUCAACUUACAAACCCUUUGCUUCCUCUGGUCCUUUGUAUCCUCUUCACAUUCAUUUGAUCUCUCAAUCUGAGAUAUGAGCUGGUGGUGGUCUGGAGCUAUCGGCGCUGCCAAGAAGAAGUUGGAGGAAGAUGAAGCACCAGGAAGCUUUGAGAAUGUGGCGUUGGUAGUCGGCGUGACUGGUAUCGUAGGCAACAGCCUCGCCGAAAUUCUACCUUUGGCAGACACCCCAGGUGGUAGGUGGAAGGUCUAUGGCGUUGCCCGGCGGCCACGACCCUCCUGGAACGCCGAUCACCCAAUUGAAUACAUCCAAUGCGAUAUCACGGAUCCAAAUGACACCCAGACCAAACUGUCAGUUCUCACCGAUGUCACACACAUCUUCUACGUCAGUUGGACCAACCAUCCCACAGAAGCCGAAAACUGUGAAGUUAACGGGGCUAUGUUUAAGAAUGUCCUCACCAGUGUUAUCCCAAACGCUCCAAAUCUCCGCCAUGUUUCACUUCAAACCGGCGGAAAACACUAUCUAGGACCAUUCGGUCUGGUCGGUAAGAUUAAGAGUCACGAGCAGCCGUUCACGGAGGAUCUACCGCGUUUGGAUGCACCGAAUUUCUAUUACACUCAGGAAGAUAUCUUGUUUGAAGAAACACAAAAGAAAGAGGGUUUGAGUUGGUCUGUUCAUAGACCUGAAGCCAUCUUUGGAUUCUCUCCUUAUAGCUUGAUGAAUAUUGUUGGUACACUUAGUAUUUAUGCUACAAUUUGCAAGCAUGAAGGUGUUCCGUUGAGAUUUCCCGGUACUAAAGAAGCUUGGGAGUCUUAUUAUGUGGUUUCUGAUGCUGAUUUGAUUGCAGAGCAACAUAUUUGGGCAGCGGUGGAUCCUAAUGCAAAGAACGAAGCUUUCAAUUGUAGUAAUGGUGAUGUUUUCAGGUGGAAGCAGUUAUGGAAAGUUUUGGCGGAACAGUUUGGGAUUGAGGAUUAUGGAUAUGAGGAGGGUUCAAGUUUGAAGUUGGUUGAGUUGAUGAAGGAUAAGGGUCCUGUUUGGGAUGAGAUUGUGAAGAAGAAUCAGCUGGAGCAAACGAAGAUUGGUGAGAUUGGUGAGUGGUUUGUGGAUUUUAUAAUCGGACUGGAAGGGCUUGUUGAUAACAUGAACAAGGCUAAAGAACAUGGGUUUUUGGGAUUCAGAAAUACCAAGAAUUCUCUCAUAUAUUGGAUAGAUAAGAACAAAGCUUACAAGAUUGUUCCCUGAAUAAAUGUUGUGGAUUGAGUUGCUUAAUAAUGAUUUUAAGUGAGUGCAUCCAUCCUGUUUACCAUUAUGUAGUGUGUGCUGUUACAUUGUUGUACUUUUUUUUUUGCUUAAUUUUCGUUGUUGUACUAAUAAUGUUGUACCGGGAGAAUAAAUUUGUUUUUGUAAAUGAAUUAUUGCAAGCACCUCUAUUAGAGUUUGAAUACUA
This is a messenger RNA of Trifolium pratense (red clover), 1793 nucleotides long. RefSeq names its product 3-oxo-Delta(4,5)-steroid 5-beta-reductase-like. The coding region runs from base 422 to 1588 and encodes 388 amino acids. NCBI's taxonomy places the organism in Eukaryota, Viridiplantae, Streptophyta, Magnoliopsida, Fabales, Fabaceae. The record is from RefSeq and is a predicted model, not a curated record. The transcript has 2 exons.